UGCUGCUUAUUCAUGCCAAUUAGAGCUAAAAGAAAAAUCCUGCUGGCCAGGCCUUGAUCUCAUGACAGUCAUGAGAACUCCAGGCAGGGGGUUUGGGGGUGGAAUACAAGGGGAGGCAUUGCUAAUACCAUCACUACUCAGCCCUGGAAUUAAGACCUUGUCAGACGUCAACACCAGUUUCCAGCAAGGACUAACUGACCCUACAGAAAUGCCAAAAUCUGAUUAUGUUCUGCAAGGAGGUUUUGGUUCUAGGGGGGAUGGACUUUACCUGAAAUUAGAAGAGGCCAUUGGCAUUGCUGUUCUGGUUAUAAUCCUUGUAAUUCUACUGAUAAUUGGGUGCUGGUAUUACAAAAAACGCAAUGGAUACUUGAUACUCCAGAAUCGACACGUACCUGAUAAUGCAGCGAGUUCCUUUAUGCCAUCCCUUCAUCAUAAUGAAGAAGGAACCUCUUUGGAGACCAAAGUACCUAUGAAUGAUUACACUCAUUCAAAUCUGAUUCCAAAUGCUCCACCUGCGUAUGAUAAAAUUGCUUCAGAGCAAAUGCCACCAGCAUAUUUUCCUUGAAUUGAUGGUGCAUGUUAGUUCAACACUUCCGAUGAAUCUUCAUUCAUUUUUGGUUAUAUAGAAAUGUGAUCUUUAUUUGCUGUACAUUAGUUGAUGUCAUAUUUGCAGGUGCUGCAAUAAUCAACAUUUAUUCUGAAUGUAAAAUCUCAGAUUACAUAAAAGGGAGUGGAGGCUGUUCAGAAUAACAGCUAACACUUAACAGAAUGUUUAAAUUUUAGUAAAUGACUCAAACUGCACAGGACUGGUGAAAUAAAUGCUUGUCAUGCAACAUUAUAAUGUGGCUAUCUGAUGCACAAAUUGCACCGUAAAGUUUCACCUGCUUGCCGCUGUGAAAACCCUAAUCAAAUCAUGGGGCUUGUAAUAACUUCCUGCUCCCAACAUAAGGAUGAUGUCUUGGAGUUGCACUGGUUUUCCAGCAGAACUUUAGACUGGGUAGUGACCUGAAAUUAAAACCCUAGCAAUAGUUUCUGCUUCUGAAGUCAUAAGAAAGAAGGUAGCAGCAAAUUGCAAGCAACGUAGUAUUGUUUA
Molecule: messenger RNA, 1093 nt
Organism: Pristis pectinata (smalltooth sawfish)
Lineage: Eukaryota; Metazoa; Chordata; Chondrichthyes; Rhinopristiformes; Pristidae
Gene: mlana
Product: melan-A
Exons: 5
Coding region: 62-565 (167 amino acids)
Cellular component (GO): melanosome
Source: RefSeq, a predicted model, not a curated record